Molecule: messenger RNA, 1512 nt
Organism: Gekko japonicus
Lineage: Eukaryota; Metazoa; Chordata; Lepidosauria; Squamata; Gekkonidae
Product: natterin-3-like
Exons: 6
Coding region: 1-1512 (503 amino acids)
Cellular component (GO): mitochondrial intermembrane space
Molecular function (GO): copper chaperone activity; copper ion binding
Source: RefSeq, a predicted model, not a curated record
AUGGCUGGUGUGCAAGAAGCUUUCAUGGAUCCGAAGAUGCAUCUGUGGCUCUGCACGCUCUUUAUGUCCUUGAUUAUCGGUCAGUCAUGGGCCAGCAGCAUGAAUGCCUCCCUCACGGUCUUGAAGAAAUCAGUGCAGAAAGGCCCUCUAACAAUACAAGUCCACAGCAAUGGCAGCCAGGCAGCCAAGAUCCUGAAGAGAAGCACUCAAUAUUCUAGCAGGAGCAACGAUGCUCUCAGUGGUACCACUCUGAAAUGGGUCAGAUUCCGAGGGUCUGCCCCCAGUGGUGCUGUGUUCAUCUGGAAUCGCUAUGCCGAAAGGACAGAAUACCCUUGUUAUGAAUCAGGCUGCACACCCGGUUUCUACAGCCCAAACCGUGGCCCCUACUGCUUUUAUCCUUAUGGAGACAAGGAGCAUAAGAAUGCUCAGUUCUGGCUUUUGAUAAAUGAAAAUAACUUUGAAUCACUGAAGUGGCAAGACGAUUCCUGGGGUGAUGUUCCAUCGAAUUCUAUAAACAGCUGCCCAGGAUACCGACUAUAUGUCGGGAAGAAUAGAUACGGCCUUGGGAAGGUAGACCCCCGUAAUAGCGCUUUCUUCAUAGGGAUAGAUGGUAAGGAAUACUGGUAUAAAUAUUACGAUGUUCUGGUGGUUUAUAAAGACUAUCUCUCACAGAGCAUCUACAAUGUCCAUUAUAUGAAGGAAAGGGGGAUAUACACCAAUCAGAACUUGGUCUUAGUCUCCACCAAGCUCAUCAACAACAACUGUAAUACAGUGAAGAAAAUUACCUCACUGUCCGAAACAGUAACUAAUGAACGUCGCUGGGAUUUUAGCACUUCCAUCUCAAUAGGUGUGAGCACUAGCAUGUCUGCAGGGAUCUUUUCAAUAGUGAACUUGGGAUGGAGCAUCACUCGGGAGAAAACAUUCAGUUGGAGUGAGGGUUCUACAAUGACUGAGUCAGUCACAUUUUCAGAAACGGUAGAAGUUGAUGUUCCCCCUAACCACACAUGUGAUGUGUCAAUGGAGGGCCAAAGAAUGUACGGAAACAUUCCCUUCACUGCAACAGUGACUCGUGAAUAUCGCAAUGGGGACAGACGAAGUGCCACUGUCCAGGGAGUCAGCACAAACACUAUUGUGGCACACGUGGAUAUCCACGUAAAGCGGUGCCAACCCAUCCCAAAUGCAGCUUCAUCCACCCCUCCCCGCCUGACUGGGCAGGGCUCCGGCUGCCUGCAGCCGGUGGAGCCGUCACUUCCCUCCAUCAGUGCAAACGCAGGCACCCGCGGACCCAGCAUGUCAGAGAGCCCUAGCCAAAGGGAGGCCCCUGUGGAGGGACAAGAAGCCCCCACAGAAGAACCCCCCUGCGCCGAGCUAAAAGCUGCUGCAGAGAAAUGCGUUAAAGAGAACGGGGAAGAGGCCUGCAAGGAACUGCUGGAAGCAUAUCACGCGUGUCUGCGGGCACUGGGCCUCAGCCCCCAAGAUGUAGCAAACAGCUCGACGCUGCUGAGCCGCUAA